UUUCGUUUUCGAAUCCAAGACAACAGCGGGGAUGGAGACCUCGAUUGGGACCGCCCUGCGCCUGCUCCUGCUCCUGCUCCUACUUUUUGGCCUGGGGGAUGCCCGGCUGCUGGAGGGCCGGCCGAGGUGGCACUCGCUGCGCUAUUUCUACACCGGAGUGACCCGGCCCGGCCCCGGGGUGUCCGAGUUCACGGCCGUGGGCUACGUGGACGACGUGCCGUUCGUCGGGUUCGACGGCGGGAAGUACGAGCCGCGCACCGCCUGGAUCCGGGACCACGAGGGGCCGGAAUACUGGGACCGGGAGACGUGGAACGCGAGGGUCUGGGCGCAGACUUUCCGCGGGAUCCUGCGGACCCUCCAGGGCUACCACGACCAGGGCGAGGACGGGUCCCACUCGCUUCAGCUGACGUACGGCUGCCGGCUGCGGGAGGACAACACCACCGGCGACGGGUAUUGGAGAUACGGCUACGACGGGCAGGACUACCUCACGCUGGACAAGGCCACGUCGACCUGGAAGGCGGGGGGCGUCGGGACCCUCGACGCCAGGCCCAAGUGGGAGGCCGGCGGGACCAAGGCCGAGCGACACGAGGCCUAUUUGGAGGACGAGUGCGUCCACGCGCUCCGGAGAUACCUGCGGAUCGGCGGGCCCAGCCUCACCCGCGCAGAUCCCCCCACGGUGCAGGUGCUCCGUCACCACGGCCCCGACGGGGACGACGUCACCCUGCGGUGCCGGGCCCUCGGCUUCUACCCGGCGCACAUCAGGAUGAGAUGGCUGCGGGAUGGGAAGGACCUGAUCUGGGACACGGAGGACGGGGACACGCGGCCCGGCGGGGACGGAACCUUCCAGAAAUGGGUGUCACUCAGAGUGCCACAGGGAGAGGAGCAGAAAUACGUCUGCAUCGUGGACCACGACGGUCUGGCCCAGCCCCUCGCCGUGCGCUGGGCUCCAGACCCGUCCUCAUCCAUCGGGCUCAUCGUUGGGGCUGUGGUUGCCCUCGUCAUCAUCACCUCACUCGUGGCUGGGUUUGUCAUCUGGAAGAAGAAGAAAUCAGGUACAAAAGGAGGGAAUUACACCCCCUGCAAGCUCUGACUCCUCCAUUCCCAUGAAAGCCUCAGCCUGAGGGAGCUGCCAGCGUGGGACAGAGGAGUCCGACUGCCCCCGCCCUUCCUGCUGACCGCGUUUUUCACCCUCCCAACCUAAAGACCUGGACACCCCGUCAACUCUCCUCACCCAUGUCCAGGCACCCCCUGCUCCUCCCCAAGCCGUAGUGCCCCUGGACUAAGUUUCUAAAAGAGGCCGUCCAUUCUCCCCAUCGCCCAGCUGUCCCCUUUCCCCAUGCUCCCUUCCUACACUGCUUUAGCACCUAGUGCAGCGCCUGGAAGGUGGAACGCGCUUAACAGAUGCCAUUAUUAUUAUUAUUCCCACCCCUUCCCUCCCUCCCCCGACCCUUGAUUGCACUGAAUCGUUAGGAUGGUUUCCCGGCUACUUGCAUUCUGCGCAUUAGCUUUUCCCCGAUCCCAGAUUCAUUCAUUCAGUCAAUCGUAUUUGUUGAGCACUUACUGUGUGCAGAGCACUGUACUGAGUGCUUGGGAAGUACAAAGAUAACAAGGAAUCUGAUCCAUCCCGCUCCCCGGACUGACCCCUGUGUCUAGGGAGAUUACUGGCCUGCUUGGAGAGGUUUUGCUCCCGCAUAAACGCAGCUCUGACCCCACUUUUUCAAGGUCAGCUUCUUCUGAAUCGAUUUAUCUGUCCAGCUUGUGAGCCAGGAGCUGUGAUUUUUCAUCUUCUAUUCAUUCGUCCACUCAGUUGUAUUUAUUGAGCGCUUACUGUGUGCAGAGCACUGUACUAAGCGCUUGGAAAGUACAAGUUGGCCAUCACAGCAAAUAAAGUGGAUUGAUAUAACUCC
Molecule: messenger RNA, 1907 nt
Organism: Tachyglossus aculeatus (Australian echidna)
Lineage: Eukaryota; Metazoa; Chordata; Mammalia; Monotremata; Tachyglossidae
Product: BOLA class I histocompatibility antigen, alpha chain BL3-7-like
Exons: 8
Coding region: 32-1090 (352 amino acids)
Biological process (GO): antigen processing and presentation of endogenous peptide antigen via MHC class Ib; antigen processing and presentation of endogenous peptide antigen via MHC class I via ER pathway, TAP-independent; immune response
Cellular component (GO): external side of plasma membrane
Source: RefSeq, a predicted model, not a curated record